AUGUCUGUGCCUAAAAAUCCAAGUUUAUUGGAAGAGGAGGAGGAGAGUCCUGAGACAGCAGAAUCCAUGGAGCCUGAGCUGUACAGAGCUAUAACAGAAGGCAACAUUCUUGAAUUCGUUAGAGCAAUGCAACUAGCAUCUUGUGUUCAACUAAGUCCCCAGAAACACACUGUUCUUCAUUUAGCAACAAGCUUUGCUCAUCAUGAGAUUGUCAAACUUCUGUGCAAGGACUUACCUUUCUUUCUUGGUGACAAGAAUAUGAAAGGUGACACUGCCCUCCACAUUGCAGCAAGAGCUGGUGAUUCACAGCUGAUCAGUCUGUUGUUCCAAUCAGAUUUCCGAGAAAGCGUUUUGGGGGAGAUGAAUGAGGAUGGUAAUACUGCUCUGCAUGAAGCAUUGCGUUAUGGUCAUGAAAAUGUGGCUAGAGUUUUAAUUGAUAAGAAUCGAGAUAUGAUGUAUUCUGUGAAUAAGGAAGGACAGUCUCUGUUGUAUCUGGCUGCAGAAAAAGGAUACGAGGCAAUUGUUAGGCUUCUAAUGGACAAUCCAGUAGGGAAUUGCAGUGCUGAAAGAAGGCUCAAAAACAAGUCACCAGUUUAUGCUGCCAUCCUUGGGAGGAACAUAGGUGUCCUGAAGAUAUUGUGGGAAAAGGACCAAUCCUCUUUCCAUUUAAGGUGUGACAAAGGGAGGAAUCCUGUUCACUGUGCUGCAUCGGUGGAUUAUCAUGAAGGUGUCAAUUACUUGCUAAAUAAAUUCUGUACUUUUGCUUACCAAAAGGACAAACAUGGCUUCUCUCCCAUUCACAUAGCAUCAAGCAAAGGCUACCUCAACACAAUUGAAGAGGUGCUAAGGCACUGCCCAGAUUCGAGGGAGCUACUCACUUUACAAGGUCAGAAUAUCCUUCAUGUUGCAGCUAAGAAUGGAAGAACCAAAUCAUUUACUUCCAUGCUCAAAAUGCCCGAGCUUGAGACGCUCGUAAAUGAGAGAGAUGGGAAUGGAAACACACCUUUGCAUAUCGCCACGAUACAUGGGCAUCCAAAGAUUGUGAACAGUUUAAUGAGGGAUGAAAGAGUGAAAGUUGGGCUGCAAAACAAAGACGACUUGACAGCACUUGACAUUGCUGAGGAAUACAUGGAGACAAUGGCAUCAUUUAGGAAGAGGUUGACAUGGAUGGCCUUGAGAGUCGCAGGUGCUCCACGAGCUCAAAAUACGAAGUUUACCAGAAGCAAAAAAUCUAAACUUGGAAAACAACAUAAAAAGAAAAAUUAUAGAGAUCAGGUAAAUAUAAUUUUGUUGGUGGCAACACUUGUUACAACAGUAACCUUCAAUGCUGGUUUCACCAUCCCUGGUGGCUAUAACAACUCCAACCCUAAUCAAGGUAUAGCUACCAUGCUAGAAAAAGUGAAGUUUCAGGAAUUUGUGAUAUGCGACACCAUAGCAAUGUAUAGCUCCAUUAUUGUUGUUGUUACUCUCAUUUGGGCACAAGUAGGGGACAUUAGCUCAAUGCAUGUUGCCCUAAAAUUGGCUCGACCGCUUUUGGGGAUAGCACUUGUCUUGACGUCCAUAGCAUUCAUGGCUUCCAUGUACCUUGUGGUGAGCAAACUCAGUUGGCUUGCAAAAUUUGUGAUGUUCAUGGGCUCAACCUUCGUCAUUGCCCUUGUGGCACUCUUCGUUCCACUAUGCUUCUUAGGUUCAUCAAAUUACCUUAUUUUCCGCUACAUCUCUUACUAUCCAUUCCGACUAAUGUUGUUUGUAUUUGGAAGCUACACGGAGGAUGAUGAGCUACCAUAG
Ilex paraguariensis (yerba mate) is the source of this 1788-nucleotide messenger RNA. The record is from the annotation of a GenBank genome assembly. Lineage: Eukaryota; Viridiplantae; Streptophyta; Magnoliopsida; Aquifoliales; Aquifoliaceae.